This is a messenger RNA of Aspergillus pseudoviridinutans, 1281 nucleotides long. RefSeq lists its product as uncharacterized. Bases 1 to 1281 code for a protein of 426 amino acids. The transcript has 3 exons. Lineage: Eukaryota; Fungi; Ascomycota; Eurotiomycetes; Eurotiales; Aspergillaceae. The record is from RefSeq and is a predicted model, not a curated record.
AUGACUAUCACCAAACACCGGCGCGACUUUGACAUCGAGGCUGUUCGGAGACAAUUCCCCGGCCUUGACAAAGGGUCUGUCUGCCUGAACAAUGGCUCCGGUGCUCUGGUGUACAAGGGUGCCAUUGAGAGCAUUGUUCGUACCAUGUCUGCACCCCAUAUGAAUCUGCGCGGGCUGGACUCAAAAAGCACGGUCGACAUCAAAGAGCGGACUGCCCAAUACGCGAAGAUUGCUUCCUUCAUGAAUGCGGACCCUGAUGAGAUCGCGUUUGGUCCCUCCACGACCGGUCUAGUACGGAAUCUGGCCGCCUCCCUCCGCCCGACUCUCAAUGCUGACUCAGAGAUCGUCGUGUCCGUGCUCUGCCACGAAGCGGACGUCACUGCGUUUGUUGCCCUGGCCAAGACCCUAGGCAUCUCGAUUAAGUGGUGGGCCCCAGCCGGGGGCAUGGGAAACAACAGGGAUCCUAAACUUAGCCUCGACACCCUUCGACCUCUCCUGUCGCCUAAAACCCGUCUCGUAUGCUGCGGGCAUGUGUCCAACAUCACCGGAACUAUCGAGAAUGUCAAGGAGGUGGCAGAGCUCGUCCACACAGUCCCUGGCGCGUUGAUCUUAGUAGACGGGGUGGCAUGGGCUCCUCAUCGCCCGAUUGACGUGAAACAACUUGGUGUUGACUUCUAUGUGUUCAGCUGGUACAAGGUAUUUGGUCCUCAUAUUGCGCAGAUCUAUGCUCGCCGCGACGUCCAGAAACGUUAUCUUACCAGCCUCAACCACUACUUCUUUGACCCGACCGCUUUGCAUGUGCGCUUGGGACUGGGAAACAGCUGUAUUGAGCUCGAGCAUGCGGUCACCCCGAUCAUCAGUUACCUCGCGGAUGAUGUUGGUUGGAAUGCUCUCAUCGCCCAUGAGGAAGUCAUCACAGCUGAGAUCCUCGGAUACUUGACUGCGCAUCCGGAUCUGUAUACUGUGUAUGGGUCUCACUCUGCAGACCCGACAGUUCGGGUCUCCUUGAUCAGCUUCACGGUGAAUGGGAUCGCGUCUGACAAAGUGGCGGAAGUAAUUCAUGAAACCUCCAACUUUCGGCUUAUCAGUGGUGACUGUUGGGCUCCUCGCACAAUUCAUGAUGUUCUGGGGCUACCGGAAUACGGCACACUUCGGACAAGUCUGGUGCAUUAUAACUCUGUGGAUGAGGUAAAGGCUUUCGUACAAAAAUUGGAUCAAGUAGUACGCGCCAUGAAGCAGGGACUGUACGAUGACGGAAAGGUCAAUGGUCGAUCUAGUUGA